Gilbertella persicaria is the source of this 630-nucleotide messenger RNA. Its product is annotated as DNA-directed RNA polymerase. Gene Ontology annotation, molecular function: protein dimerization activity; DNA-directed RNA polymerase activity; DNA binding. Gene Ontology annotation, cellular component: RNA polymerase III complex; RNA polymerase I complex. Gene Ontology annotation, biological process: DNA-templated transcription. The transcript has 2 exons. The record is from RefSeq and is a predicted model, not a curated record. Bases 45 to 503 code for a protein of 152 amino acids. NCBI's taxonomy places the organism in Eukaryota, Fungi, Mucoromycota, Mucoromycetes, Mucorales, Choanephoraceae.
AAGGGUGCUUUUGAAUUUUUUCUUGUUUGUAAUCAACAACAAAAAUGGCACCUGCUCUCAAGGAAGAAAAGAACACAACUGCUACCGUCGAUCAAGAAGAACAAAUGGAUGUUGACGAAACUUCCGAAGUGGAAGAAAACUCAGAUGAGGACAUGGACGAAGAGCCUGACUUGGUUGUCAGUGCUGACAAGAUUGAAAUCGUAGGUAGCCACGCUGAUCCUACUGCUAUGACUUUCUGUUUCAAGGAAGAAGACCAUACACUUGGCAACGCACUUCGUCAUGUUAUCAACAAAAAUCCUCAUGUUGAUUUCUGUGGUUAUUCUAUUCCUCACCCCUCAGAAGCUAAAAUGAACGUUCGUAUUCAAACCACAGAUAAGACAACUUCAAUAGAUGCUUUGAAGACAGGUCUUAGCAAUUUGUAUGAUUUGGUAGCUCAUGUGCGUGAAGCUUAUGCUGCUGAUUUAGCCAAGAAAGAAUAUGUUGAAUUUGAAGAAAUUGCAUAAAUACUCACAAAAAAAACAAUAAGCAUUCUAUUUAUCCCAUGUAUACAUCAUUACCAACAUUACAUAUACGUUUUCUUUAACUAUUCACUAUAACGAAAAUAAAAAUUCAUUCAAGUUAAAGCAUGGA